Molecule: messenger RNA, 4065 nt
Organism: Haemonchus placei
Lineage: Eukaryota; Metazoa; Nematoda; Chromadorea; Rhabditida; Trichostrongylidae
Source: the annotation of a GenBank genome assembly
AUGAGCGACAGUGACGACAGCGAUUUCUUCGUUGAUGAAUCGCCAAAAAAGAAAGCACCACCCAAAAAGCCGCCGGGGGAGAAGAAAGCUCCCGCGAAGCCGAAGGAACACAAAGAAAAGAUAGCCGACAUAUCGAUGACCAUGACGGAAGAAGACAAGAAUGUGUUCACAAACAUUGACCAAGCAGCCUCAAAAGGCAAAAAAUUGGCCAUCGAGGACAUCUACCAGAAGAAAUCGCAACUCGAGCACAUCUUGCUUCGUCCAGAUACCUACAUUGGGUCUGUGGAGUACACUGAGAAGACCUCCAUGUGGGUAUAUGAUUCCGAGACGGAAAAACUCGUCCUGAAGGACAUACAAUAUGUGCCUGGUCUGUACAAAAUUUUUGAUGAAAUUCUUGUAAAUGCUGCCGAUAACAAACAGAGAGAUCCAAAGAUGAAUUGCAUUAAAAUCAACAUCGACAAAGAGAAGAAUCAAGUUUCGAUCUUCAACAAUGGUAAAGGGAUCCCCGUUGUGCAUCACAAAGUGGAGAACAUGUAUGUACCGGAAAUGAUUUUCGGAACACUGUUGACGUCGUCUAAUUAUGAUGACAGUGAAAGAAAGGUUACCGGAGGUCGUAAUGGUUAUGGAGCUAAGCUAUGUAACAUAUUCUCAACCGAAUUUACCCUCGAAACAUCAUCGAGAGAAUACGGGAAAGCUUUCAAUCUAGUUCCUUUCACUAUUUCUACCCACUGGCGACGACUAUACCAAGGUGAAACGCGAUUCUUCCAAGUCACAUUCAAACCUGAUCUGAAGAAGUUCAAAAUGUCGCACUUAGACGACGACAUUGUUGGGUUGAUGUCACGUCGUGCUUAUGACAUUGCCGGCAGUACCAGAGGCGUAAAAGUUUUUCUAAAUGGGAAAGUUCUUCCGGUUCAAGGCUUCAAACAGUACAUUGAACAGUACACAAAAGAUCUCACGGGCCCAACUGGCGAACCAGCAAAAGUUGUUUAUGAAUUGGUAAAUGAACGUUGGGAAGUUGCGCUCACCGUUUCUGAGAAAGGUUUCCAGCAAAUAUCAUUUGUCAACAGCAUCGCAACUACCAAGGGAGGUCGUCAUGUCGAUUACGUUGCGGAUCAAAUGGUUUCCAAACUGAUUGAUGUAAUCAAGAAGAAAGUUGGCAAGAGUACCGUCAACGUCAAACCAUUCCAAGUCAAAAAUCAUAUGUGGGUGUUUGUGAACUGCUUGAUUGAAAACCCUACAUUUGAUUCGCAAACGAAAGAGACGAUGACUCUACAAUCGAAGUCGUUUGGAUCUAAAUGCGAGCUCAGUGAAAAGUUCACGAAAUCGGCAGUGAGCUGCGGGGUUGUGGAUGCCGUUCUGGCCUGGGUAAGAUUCAAGCAACAGGAAGAUAUGAACAAGAAAUGCAGUUCAAAGAAAACUACAAAGCUGAAGGGUAUCCCAAAAUUGGAAGAUGCUAACGACGCUGGCACGAGGAACUCACAGCUGUGCACACUGAUUCUCACUGAGGGAGAUUCAGCCAAAACGUUGGCUGUUUCUGGUCUUGGUGUGGUCGGCCGCGAUCGCUAUGGUGUAUUUCCUCUUCGUGGUAAGCUACUCAAUGUUCGCGAAGGAAAUAUAAAACAGGUGGCCGAAAACGUCGAGAUUAAUGCCUUGAUCAAGAUCCUUGGUUUGCAAUACAAGAAGAAGUACGAAACGGAAGAAGACUUCAAGUCGUUACGUUACGGAAAAGUGAUGGUGAUGGCAGAUCAAGAUCAAGAUGGAUCUCACAUCAAAGGACUUGUAAUUAACUUUAUUCACCAUAACUGGCCAAGUCUUAUACAGCGCAACUUUGUCGAAGAAUUCAUCACCCCCAUCGUUAAGUUCAGGCGACGAAAGGAAAAGAGGAACUGUCAUUCUUCUCAAUUCCUGAGAAUAACACAGAGAACUGGAAAUCGUACUUCCACCUCAAAAGAGGCUAAGGAGUACUUUUCUGAUAUGGUGCGUCAUCGCAUUAAAUUCAAAUAUGGUGGAGCAGAGGAUGAUCACGCAGUUGAUAUGGCGUUUUCUAAGAAGAAAAUUGAAGAAAGAAAGGACUGGCUGACGAAGUGGAUGGCCGAAAAGAAAGAGAGACGAGCCAGAGGACUAGAGGAAGAGUAUCUAUACAACAAGGAUACUCGUUCGGUCACCUUCAGUGACUUCGUAAAUAAGGUAUCUAGUGAUCUAUUGUAUAAUUUUAAAGGUGUGAUGUUCGCUUGCUUCAAGCGUGCCGAUAAGCGUGAAGUGAAAGUUGCGCAGUUGGCUGGUGCUGUUGGAGAGUUGUCAGCGUACCAUCAUGGUGAGAUGUCUUUGAUGGGAACCAUAAUCAAUUUGGCGCAGGAUUUUGUUGGUUCCAAUAACGUGAACCUGUUGCUACCCAUCGGUCAGUUCGGUACUCGUCUUCAAGGUGGAAAAGACAGUGCAUCUCCUCGUUACAUUUUCACUCAACUCAACCCUGUGGCUCGAACGAUUUUCCCUGUUGUUGAUGACAACAUACUCCGCUUCUUAUUUGAAGAAAAUCAGCGUAUUGAACCGGAGUGGUAUUGUCCGAUCAUACCACUCGUACUUGUUAAUGGUGCAUCAGGUAUUGGUACUGGAUGGUCAACGUCAAUUCCAAACUACAACCCCCGAGAGAUUUGUGAGAAUAUGCGAAUGCUUAUCCGUGGGGAGCAACCGAAACCCUUGAUUCCAUGGUUCAAGAAUUUCCGUGGUACCAUGGAGCAACUAGAUUCCUCGCGUUAUGUAUGUUCUGGUGAGGUCGCGGUUCUCAGUGACGACACUAUUGAAAUUACCGAACUCCCGGUGAAAACGUGGACCCAGUCAUAUAAGGAAUCUGUGCUUGAACCAAUGCUUGAGUCUAGUGACAAGAAGCCACCUAUGAUUAGUGAUUUCAAAGAAUACCAUACUGAUGUCACGGUUCGUUUCGUUGUAAAGUUGCCUCAAGGUAAACUGAGAGAAUAUGAAGCUGAAGGUCUGCACAAGGUGUUCAAGUUGCAGACAGUACUGAAUACCACUUCAAUGGUGUUAUUCGAUGCAGCAGGUUGCCUUAGGAAGUUCAAUACAGUAGAGGAGAUCUGCGCUGAGUUCUUCGAGACGAGGAAACAGAAAUACAUCGAGAGAAAGGCGUUCAUGGAAGGCAUGUUGCGUGCGCAGUCCAAUCGGUUGACUAAUCAGGCUCGUUUCAUUUUGGCAAAAAUCAAAGGAGAGAUUGUCAUGGAGAACAAAAAGAAACAAAACAUCGUCGAACAACUCAUCAAGAAAGGGUUUGAUCCCGAUCCCGUGAAGAAAUGGAAGGAACUUCAGAAGAAGAAGGAGUUGGAAGAAAGUGGCGAGUACGACAUGGAGGAUGAGGAGCAAGAGAGUGAGGGAAACAAAGAUCUCGAUACAAAACUCUCCGACUACGACUACCUCGUUGGAAUGGCUUUAAUUAAAUUGUCUGAAGAGGAGAAGAAUAAGUUGCUCAAGGAAAGUGAUGACAAGAUGAAGGAGUUGCGGGAGUUGGAAUCGAAAACAUGGGCGGAUUUGUGGAAUGCUGACUUGGAUACUUUCCUCGAGGCAUUGAACAAACAGGAAGCCAAAGAAAAAGCUGAUCUGGAGUCCAAUAUCAAGAAUGCUGCAAAGAAGUUCGUCAAGGAGGAGAAACCCACGGUACUUUACUUUUUUUCAACACAUAUUUUGUUCCCAUCGAAAGACGGAAUUCGUGUUGAGCCAGUUAUCGAUAAGGCGAUGAAAGAGAAGUACGACAAGAUAAAAAAACCGAGAGAACCGAAAGAACCGAAGCCGCCAAAAGAACCCAAGAAACCGAAAGUUGAAGGAGAUGACAUUAAGAAAUUCCUUAAGGUAAAGAGAAAGAUGACUUCUAGCAGUCAUGAUGUCUUUGAAAUUCCUAGCGACGAUGACGAAAAGCCAGCUGCCGCAAAGAAAGCUCCGGCAAAGAAGGGAGCUGCACCAGCUAAAAAAGGGAAAUCAAAAAAAGAAAACGGUGCAACCGACUCUCCUAAAAUGACGGACUUUUUCGGGAAAAAGGUCUGUCUUUCAGCGAAUAAAUGA